Molecule: messenger RNA, 1335 nt
Organism: Blastocystis hominis
Lineage: Eukaryota; Bigyra; Opalinata; Blastocystidae
Exons: 10
Coding region: 1-1335 (444 amino acids)
Cellular component (GO): membrane
Source: RefSeq, a predicted model, not a curated record
AUGUUCGUCAUUAUUUUCAUAAUCGCUGCACUUUUUAUCAUAUUUGGAAACAACAUAUCAGUGAGUGAUUUUUCUGGUAUUUUAAUAUGUCUGGUGAAUACUUAUGGGCUUAUUUACGUGUUCAUCUACUUGGGACUCUGGAAAGCUCCCAACUCACAAAAAGAAAUCGACGAACUUUACGUUCGAGGUCGCGAAUUGGACGAAGAUAAAUUCGACUUUGAGAUGCAAGUCGUGUCUAUUAAAUGCAACUUGCGCGAGGUUAUUUCUUCUCUAAAACAAUCGCAUCGCGACGAAACACUCAUCCAACUCGCACAAUCAAUUGUGGACAGCAUGCCGGACGAUGAGGAAAUCAAUCUUUCGCGUCACAUCAAAGGGCAUGUUGACAAGCAUGGAUGGAUUACCAUAGAUGAAGCAGCUUCAGAAAAAGCCGUGAUUUCUGCAUUGUCAAAACUGAACUCCAAAUCGAAGCAUAUUUGCUUGGUUUAUCAAAGAAAAAUGAUUCAGUACAACGAGCUUCUGAACGAAAUUGCCAAAAUCAGAAAGUUUUCUGGAAAUACAGAAAUCCCUCUGGAAACGCACCACAGUCUUCAGGACCGGUGCUACUGGCUCUUCGUUCGAUUGGGGAUUCAAUGCCGAAUUCCUCUCCUUUAUAUCGGAUUUUUCGUUUCCUGCGUUUUCUCAGGCCUGACUUUAGGGAGCGAACUCACGACGAUUCUUUUCAAUCUGACAGGGAAAUCGCUCUCUCUGCUUUCUUGGUCGUGCUCUUCGUCGAUCGCCCCCGGCUUCCGCGUCUUUUUCACGUGUUUGGUGUUGAUCUACGUCUCUCUCUGCUUCUUCCUCGGGUUUUUCUCGCUCCCCGUCCCUCUCCUCACCUCCUUCGCGCUCUAUCCGCAUCAUUCGGACGUCUACGCGCUGUCCUCCGCGGCGAUCGCGCUGUGCCGCUGUCAGUUUUCCCUGUUUUACCACUAUUUUAAUCUGCUGCAGCUCCCAGAUACGUUCUACAAUCAAAUCGCGCUGUCGAAAUUGCUGGGGGAGAUGAAAACGAUUCCGCUGCUGGGGACGCAGUUCAACAAUUUGAUGCCGGUGCUGGUGGUGGGAAUGGCGGCGUUGACGCUGUGCUGGAAGCUGUUUCGGAAGGUUCGACGCAAUCCUGAUUUGAUAAAGGAGGGCAAGCAGGUUGUGGAUUUGUCGCUGCGAAGAAUGGGGCUGGGUGAAUCGGAUUUGGAGAGUGAAGUGAUGAAGAAGAAGACGUAUGUGUAUAGAGAAGUGGUGUAUUCAAAGAAGUGUUCGUGUUUGUUCCAACAAACAGGCGAGGAAGAAUCGCUCUGUGGUUAA